UAUUGUAUAGUGAAAUAUUGUGAAGGUAUCCGUUCUUCUUGAGAUUAUGAGAUAUCAUUUUUUAAUAAUUACAGCCCUUCUUAUUGGAGUUGUCACACUAUUAUUCGCACUGCGAUGGCGGGACUACAUAAAGGACGCAAUGAAGAAACGGUCAAGGUUCAUUGAAUUUGCAAAGAAACUGCCGGGGCCACCAACACUGCCUUUCUUUGGAAAUGCACUGACAUUCUGGGAGACAGAUAGAACUGUCAUCACUUUGCUGGAUAUUCAUCGUAAAUUGAAUAAAUCAAUAUUUAAAUUCUGGCUCGGACCCAGUUUGAAAAUUGUAGUGACCGAUCCUGAUGAUUUUGAGAUUCUUCUGAAGUCUCCACAUGCUUCCAAAAAAGACGACCUUUACCUGUGCAUGGAACCUGCGAUUGUCAAUGGCCUUAUCAAUUCAAAUUUAGGCAGUUACCGACUACACAAGAAAAUCCUGACUCCUAUAAUCAAUAGCACCGCAUCAGUGAGUCGACAUGCUGAGAAAUUUAAUUACCACGCAUCUAUUCUUGUCGAUCGUCUAAAAGAAAAAUGCGGCAAAGAGGAGUUCGAUGCACAUGAUUACAUCGGCUUCUGCGUUGGAGAUAUUGCUUUUGAAACCUUGACGGGACUGGCAGGAAAAGGACAACUGGGAGAGCCCAGUCCUUUUUAUCACCUCAGUCAAGAGGGUUUGCAUAUAUUGACAUAUAGAAUGAUGAGACCGUGGCUGCAUCCGGAUUUUAUAUUUCGUUUGACAAGGAGCGGACGGAAAUUCUACAAAAUUACUAAAGAAGCGCAUGCGUUCGUUGAUUACUUCAUAGCCGAGAAAAUAAAGAAUUACGAUCCUAUGCACGAGGAGGAAUUGCACACCUACAAACCCGUAAUCGACACUUUGAUCGAUCAUAUGAUGGUAUCAAAAGACUUGACACCCGAAGAACUUCGAUACGAAUUCGUCACGCUGUUCGUCGCGAUGUUCGAAACUGUUGAGGGGGUGAGUUGUCUGAUACUAUCGAUGAUAGCGAUGUACCCAGAAGUUCAGGAGAAGAUCAGACAAGAGAUAAAUAAUGUUUGCAAAAGCGAUUAUAUAUCUGAGUCUGAAGUAUCCGAUCUGGUAUAUCUCGAAAUGGUCAUCAAGGAGUGCUUGAGAUUAUUCCCUGUGGGACCAGUUUUACCGCGAAAAAUCACCGAGGACAUCAAACUCUCGACAUGCACCGUUCCAAAAGACAUUUCAGUAUUUAUGCUGAUAUUUUCGACGCAUAGAAACCCAAAAUACUGGAAGGACCCUGAGAAAUUCAUUCCUGAACGUUUUGCCCCGGAGAAUUCGAAGGAUCGUCACCCGUAUCAAUAUCUCCCCUACAGUUCUGGGUUGAGAAUGUGUCCAGGCCCUAAAUAUGGCGUAGUGUGCGCUAAAAUUCUAAUGGCUAAAAUCUUGAGAUCGUAUUACUUGACUUCCACAAUGACGCUCGACACAAUAAGACUACACACACAUCUAUCGACGAGAUUCACGGAUGGAUACUGGAUCAAACUUACGGAAAUUCAAGCCUAAGUUUUUUUCGACGAUUUCCCUUUGUAUAAAGAUCCUAUUUUUAUCAUUUGGA
This is a messenger RNA of Fopius arisanus, 1610 nucleotides long. RefSeq names its product cytochrome P450 4C1. Gene Ontology annotation, molecular function: iron ion binding; oxidoreductase activity, acting on paired donors, with incorporation or reduction of molecular oxygen; heme binding. The transcript is spliced from 10 exons. NCBI's taxonomy places the organism in Eukaryota, Metazoa, Arthropoda, Insecta, Hymenoptera, Braconidae. Bases 47 to 1558 code for a protein of 503 amino acids. The record is from RefSeq and is a predicted model, not a curated record.